Messenger RNA from Cygnus atratus (black swan), 1580 nucleotides. It is a transcript of the gene POLR3F, whose product is annotated as RNA polymerase III subunit F. The coding region runs from base 35 to 979 and encodes 314 amino acids. Gene Ontology annotation, biological process: transcription by RNA polymerase III. The transcript has 9 exons. Lineage: Eukaryota; Metazoa; Chordata; Aves; Anseriformes; Anatidae. Gene Ontology annotation, cellular component: RNA polymerase III complex. The record is from RefSeq and is a predicted model, not a curated record.
CUCCGACGCCAUCGGUGCGCGCCGCGGCGGCGCCAUGGCGGAGGUGCGGGUGAAGCCGGAGGCGCCCGACCCGGUGGACAUCGAGAGCCGGAUAAUCGAGCUGUGCCACCAGUUCCCUCACGGCAUCACCGACCAGGUGAUCCAGAAUGACAUGCCGCACAUGGAAGCCCAGCAGCGAGCCAUGGCCAUCAACAGGCUGCUCUCCAUGGGGCAACUGGACCUUCUCAGGAGCAAUGCAGGUCUCCUGUAUAGAAUCAAAGAGUCUCAAAAUGCAAGUAAAAUGAAAGGCUCUGACAAUCAAGAGAAGCUGGUUUACCAAAUUAUAGAAGAUGCAGGCAACAAAGGUAUUUGGAGCAGGGACAUUAGAUACAAAAGUAAUCUGCCUUUAACGGAGAUCAACAAGAUACUGAAAAACUUGGAAAGCAAGAAACUAAUUAAAGCAGUUAAAUCUGUGGCAGCAUCCAAAAAGAAGGUGUAUAUGCUAUAUAACCUGCAGCCUGACCGGUCAGUGACGGGUGGGGCUUGGUACAGUGACCAAGACUUCGAGUCUGAAUUUGUGGAGGUGUUAAAUCAACAAUGUUUUAAAUUUCUACAGAGUAAGGCAGAAGCAGCUCGCGAGAGCAAACAGAACCCCAUGAUACAGAGGAACAGCUCAUUUGCAUCAUCGCAUGAGGUGUGGAAAUACAUCUGUGAACUGGGUAUCAGUAAGGUAGAGUUGUCAAUGGAAGACAUUGAAACCAUUUUAAAUACGCUAAUAUAUGAUGGAAAAGUGGAGAUGACAAUUAUUGCUGCAAAGGAAGGGACGGUAGGCAGUGUGGAUGGACAGAUGAAGUUGUACAGAGCUGUCAGUCCUCUCAUACAACCUACCGGAUUAGUCAGGACACCCUGCGGACUCUGCCCGGUUUUUGAUGAUUGCCAUGAAGGUGGUGAGAUUUCUCCAUCAAACUGUAUUUAUAUGACAGAGUGGCUGGAGUUUUAAGGUGAAAGAAAAACUGUAAACUGGAUUCAUUCUAUAUAGCCAAGGUGACAAAGCAGCUUGCUUUUUUAAAAGUGGACUUCCAAAUUUGUGAACAACUUCAAGACAACUUCAAGUUCCUUUGUUUUUCAAGUAAACAUAAAGCAGCAACACAUCAAUUGCGUGUCCUGUGAGUGGGCUGAAAAUCAAACCAGGACUGAAGAUCAAGGCUGAAGUGAAAACAGAUCCAUCCUUGUACACAAAUAUGUGUGACUUGAAAAAUGUCAUAGAACUGGGUGGUGAUGUGUCACUUUCAAGGAUUGUGUUGAGUACUCUGCAGACAUUUACUUAAAAUGAGAGAAAAUAAGUCAUCAGCCGAUCAGAAAAACUUGCUGGUGAGUGUUGCCAAGAAUGAGAUCCCAAACUUUGCGUUCAGACUAAUGCUGCUGAUGGAGCUUAAGUCCUAAAGCUGACACUUUUUUUUUCCCAUGAUAGCUACCAUCUAAUUGGUGGCUAAAAAUCUAAUGUGGGAAAGAUCCUAAAUAUGUUAAAUAGAACUCACUGAUUUCUUCACCAUCUUUCUUACCUGCUAAUUUAUCAUUAAAAUGCCGUUUGAUUUUUCUUA